AUGACUAGAGGGGUUCGAAGCGAGCAGGAGAGUGUGCAGGUUGUGAGCGCAGUGGCACUCGCAGUUUUCUCUAUUGAAGCACCGCACACGCACAUGCGAAUGCAGUUAUUUACAAACUCCGAGUUGGAGACCCUGAUCUUGGCUGGUCGGAGCAGCCGCUUUACAUCUGUCACGCCUGAGAUGAUGUGUUCAGAAGAGCGUGAUGAUGUUCCAUGGGUCCAUGACAUAUUGCGAACCACCAACGUCAUAGAGCUCGCUUCUAAAACGGGCAAUAAGGAAGGUGUGCGCCGGGAGUGCGCAGGUAUCGAUGGAUUCUGUCAGAUACACCCGGGCGACAUACGUAACAGUGAGGGUAUUGCGCUAAGCUCCAUGACAAUCAAGAGGGGGGAGUUUAAUGAAUUCUUGGUAGACCUCCACUUUCAAGGAAGUGGCGGGUUUGUUGCUCCAAAAACGCGGCCCUCGCCAGCCCACAAAAGCGCGGAGUUCUUCUCAGAUGUAUCCGAUGACUUCUCUCGAAGUGCCUCUCAGGCAGCGGCUGGCAUCUCUCGUGUUUCGAAUCAUGUCAAAAAAUAUUUUUCCUGGGGGAAACAAAGGAAGUAA
Molecule: messenger RNA, 600 nt
Organism: Gregarina niphandrodes
Lineage: Eukaryota; Apicomplexa; Conoidasida; Eugregarinorida; Gregarinidae
Exons: 1
Coding region: 1-600 (199 amino acids)
Source: RefSeq, a predicted model, not a curated record